CGGGCUCCGCCCGUCGCUCCCAGCAGUGGUUCCGGCGCCGGGACGGGGCUGUCAUGGGCGUGCGGGGCCUAGCGGGGUUCGUGGAGGAGCGCGGGGCGUUCUGCGCCGAGCUGCGGGUGCGGGACACCAAGCUGGUCAUCGACGGGAGCAGCCUCUACCACCAGCUCUGCUUCGCCUCCGCCGACGACUCCCGCCGCGGCGGCGAAUACGGCCUCUUCUCGGCGACCGUGCGCGACUUCUUCGGCAGCCUGCGCGCUUGCCGCGUCUCCCCCUUCGUGGUGCUGGACGGCGGCCGCGGCGCCGACGACCGCAAGCUGCCGGCGCUGCAGGAGCGCGCUGCGGAGCGGCUGCGGGCGGCCCACGGGCUCUCCCGCGGCGAGGGCGGGUGCGUGGUGCCGCUGCUGACCCGCGAGGCCUUCGUGCAGGCGCUGUGCCGGCUCGACGUGCCCUUCGUGCAGUGCUUCGCAGAGGCCGACCGGGAGAUCGCGGGCCUGGCCAACCGCUGGGGCUGCCCCGUCCUCUCCCUCGAUAGCGACUUCUGCGUCUUCGAGCUGGCGGGCGGCUACUGCCCUCUCACGCACUUCCAGUGGCGGAGCGUGUGCGGAGGAGACGGGCCGCGGGGCCGCUACGUCCCCGCUCGCUGCUUUUCCGUGGAUAAGUUCUGCGGGCACUUCGGCGCGCUCAAGAAAAGCCUGCUCCCGCUGUUCGCCGUCAUGUGCGGGAACGACUACAUCGAGCUGGCAGCCCUCGAGGCGUUCCUCAGCGCGGUGAGGUCGCGGAGGGGCGGCAGGAAGCACGCCCGCCUUCGGGGGCUGCUGAGCUGGCUCUCCCAGUUCACCGAGCCCGCCGAGGCUGUGGACGGUGUGCUGAAGUACGUUAAGAAGCACCAAAGAGAAGAAGUACGGGACCUUCUGUGCGCCUCGAUGGAGGACUAUACCCCAUCUGAUGUGAAUCUUGAGGACUUCUUUCGGAGCAGCAGAUACGAAUGCGAGGCUGCCAGGGAAGUGGGCUUGCCACAGUGGGUGCUCGACGCUUUGGCAAAAGGUAAGCUGGCCCCGUUCAUCAUCAAUGCCCUGAUACUGAGAAGCACUUUCCUCCGUGUUCAGGUGGAGAACAUGCAGAGACCUAGCGCACAUAGCACAGCUUUGCCCAUUCGACAAGUGAUCUAUGGACUGCUUCUGAAAGCAUCUCAAAAUACUGAAGCUGCUUCUCGAAGCAAGCAGGCCAACGGGCUGCCAGUUUUCUGUGAAUUCAGCAGGCUCCAAAAGACACUUAAAAAAAACUUUGUUCAAGCAGGAAGCCUACCCACAGAUUUUUGUGAUGAUAGUUUUUCUUUGGAGAAGUUAGUGGAGGUGCCCAUGUCACGCCGUCAGAUGCUUUUGCUGGAGACUCUAGGAGUGAAAAUGAGUUUCCUGGAACCUAUCCCUAGUCACUUACAACUUCCUGUUGCUGUAACGUGUUACUGGAUAUGUUGUUCAGAACCAAAAGUUAAGUUGCAUCAACUAAAGGCUUUACUUCUAAUGAUAGUAUCUGGAGAACUGCACAGGAUAACAAAUGAUCCAGAUGCCACAGGUUUAUGUGCUGCAGAUGAUGUUGUUGCAUAUAAUGAAUUUCUAAAAUGGAAGGAAAAGAAAGUGGAAAAGAAAGACUUUGAUUUAGAUGCUGCACACAGUUUUUGCCAGUGGCAGUGCUGUCUUCAGAUGGGAUUGUAUCUCAACCAGCUACUUGGCACUCCUCUCCCUGAGCCAGACCUAAGCAGGCUUUACACUGGGACCCUUGUGCACGGACUGUUUCAAGAGCUUAAAUCCACACCUUCAGUGGAAAAUCUGUUUAGUUCAUCUUCAAAAAUGACUCAGCUUUAUCAGGACUUGUUAAAUACAGUGGAGUCAACUUUAUCUCCAGGCUUCUUUCAGAAGAUUAAGGUUUCCAAGACCAAAUCUGAGUCCUGCAAAAAGAAGAAAGCAUCUAGUAAGGAAAAAAAGGCCAUCAGGUGUGCUAUACCAGAAGCUCAGCACUUAUGCAGCGUUAAUAGGUUUGCAGCACUUGAAGUGGAUGACUGAAAGCAUUAUUCCUGGACUUUUAGUGCCAUGCAGAUGAAAGAAAUUCUAUGAAAACAGGUGACUGUAUUGGAAUUUGCGUGGCUGUUCUCACACAAGUUCCUGAUUCAGUCUUUCCCAACAAUUCUUGCUUUGGGAAUUUUAUUUACUUUUUUGUAACUAACACAAAAGAUGUGCCAUAUGAAAGUUCUGGUUUGCUUUUUAAAGGCAUCAGUCUGAAUGAAA
Strigops habroptila (Kakapo) is the source of this 2282-nucleotide messenger RNA. It is a transcript of the gene ASTE1, whose product is annotated as asteroid homolog 1. The record is from RefSeq and is a predicted model, not a curated record. Lineage: Eukaryota; Metazoa; Chordata; Aves; Psittaciformes; Psittacidae. Bases 54 to 2060 code for a protein of 668 amino acids. The transcript is spliced from 4 exons.